AUGCAGUUCAAGACUCUCGUUUUCUCCGCCCUCGCGGUUGCCUCCGGCGCCCUUGCCCAGCGCUCUUGCGGUACCCCCUCUCCUUCCCAGGAGCAGAUCGAGGUUGCCGAGCGCUUCCAGCUCAAGGAAGAGAACGCUCGCGUCGCUGGCAACUCCUCUCGCCUGGCUCCCAUCACCGUCAACGUCUACUGGCACGUUGUUGCCACCUCUCAGUCUGUCAGUGGCGGGUACCUUACCCAAGCCACCCUGGACAAGCAGCUGGACGUCAUGAACGACGCCUUUGCUCCCCACGAUGUCCAGUUUGCUCAGGCUGGCGUUGACUGGACCGUCAACUCCAACUGGGCUGCUGACAGGGCUGAGCUGGCCAUGAAGCGUGCGCUCCGCAAGGGUACUUACGCCGACCUGAACGUCUACUUCAUCCCCGGCACCCCCUACCUCGGGUACGCCUAUUUCCCCCAGACUGUCACCUCCGGCUCUUCUGCCUUCUACUACGACGGUGUCGUCAUUCGCUCUGCCGCUGUCCCUGGAGGUAGCUUGACCCAGUACAACCUUGGCCACACUGCUACUCACGAGGUUGGCCACUGGCUUGGACUGUACCACACCUUCGAGGGCUACCAGUGCGGUGGUAACGGCGACUACGUCUCUGACACACCCUUCGAGGCCGAGGAGGCGUACAACUGCGAGAUCGGCCGCGACACCUGCCCCACCCUUGCUGGAACCGACCCCGUCACCAACUACAUGGACUACUCUGAUGACUCUUGCUUCACCCACUUCACUGAGGGCCAGGAGACUCGUAUUCACUCCUACUGGGACAACUACCGUGCUUCCUACCAGUAA
Messenger RNA from Colletotrichum karsti, 837 nucleotides. Its product is annotated as metalloprotease. The coding region runs from base 1 to 837 and encodes 278 amino acids. The transcript is spliced from 3 exons. Lineage: Eukaryota; Fungi; Ascomycota; Sordariomycetes; Glomerellales; Glomerellaceae. The record is from RefSeq and is a predicted model, not a curated record. Gene Ontology annotation, molecular function: metallopeptidase activity.